AUAUUGAACCUAUUACCAUCAAAUAGAAACCGAUUGAGCAUGGUUAUGUCCUUGAUUAAGGCAUUUGAAUUGGAUCAAUAUUUUAAACAAAUUCAGGUGAAAAAUACUAAUAAAGUUGAACUAUGCAAAUUUCACGAUAAGGACUAUAUUAAUUUUUUAUUAAUGGAAAGAGUUGAUAUCGACUCAGAUUUUGACUCUUUAUCAGAUGAUGAUGAUGAUGAUGAUGAUUCCAUUAUACAUGACCAUGAAUUAUAUGAUACUGAUAAAAAAAGAUUAAUAUUAAAACAUUAUGGUUUAAUCUAUGAUUCUCCAUUAUUUCCAUUUUUACCAGAAUACGUUAAAAUAUUAGGUGGAUCAACACUUCAAUGCGCUAAAUGGAUUAUAAACAAAUAUAAAAAAAAUGAAAAAAGUCAAAUUAUUGGAGUAAAUUGGAUCGGUGGAAGACAUCAUGGCAAAAAAUCAAAAGCUGCUGGGUUUUGUUAUAUUAAUGAUAUUAAUUUAGGUAUCAUUAAACUUCGAACCAUGUUUCCAAAAAUUGUUUAUAUAGAUUUUGAUCUUCAUUAUGGUGACGGAGUCUCUCAAGCAUUUCAAUUUUCUCAAAAUGUACUAACGAUUUCAUUACAUCGAUUUGAUGGAAGGUUUUUUUAUCCAGGAACUGGAGGUCUUCAUGAACAAGGAAAGGGUCCUGGUCUUGAAUAUAUGGUCAAUUUGCCUUUAAAUAAAGGUCUAAAUGAUGAGAGUCUUUUAAAGUUGUAUAAUGAAAUAAUAGAACCAACUGUUAAGAGAUAUAGACCCAAUAUAAUGGUGAUUCAAUUUGGGUGCGAUGGUCAUUUUUCGGAUGAACACAAACAAUGGAAUUUGACAUACAAGGGCUAUGGAGAUGUUUUGGAAAAAUUAAUUGAAUUGAAGAUUAACAUGAUGGUAUUAGGAGGAGGUGGGUAUAAUAAUAAAAGCGUAUCGAAAUGCUGGACUUAUUUAACGGCAAUAAUCGCAGGAAAACGGUUAGAAGCAGAUAAAGAUUGGGAUUUGAUUCCUGAUCAUGAGUAUAUUGAAGAGUAUGAAAAAGAUAGUUUUAUGUUUUGG
This is a messenger RNA of Ascoidea rubescens DSM 1968, 1083 nucleotides long. Its product is annotated as histone deacetylase 8-like protein. The annotation marks the transcript as partial. Lineage: Eukaryota; Fungi; Ascomycota; Saccharomycetes; Ascoideales; Ascoideaceae. The transcript is spliced from 2 exons. The record is from RefSeq and is a predicted model, not a curated record.